This is a messenger RNA of Cladocopium goreaui, 4695 nucleotides long. The record is from the annotation of a GenBank genome assembly. NCBI's taxonomy places the organism in Eukaryota, Dinophyceae, Suessiales, Symbiodiniaceae.
AUGCGCCAGGCGUUGGGGUUCCCAUCCGUGUCGAACGCCUUUGAGGUGGAGGCUGACCAGUUCUUGGAUCAGUUGCAGCUCUACAUGCCCAAACCGAUUCGCCCGGAGGACCUGAAAGUGGCCGAAAACCUCUUGCGCCUCGGGCGCCCCCUGAGUGGUGGAGGUAUCGAUGUGGUUGAGUUCUGCGAGCGCUUCGAACUCUUGGCUCGCAACGGUGCAGCGGCUGGUAGCGCCCCGCCUGCCCCCGUCAGGCCGCCGCCGAUCCCUGACAGCGACGUCUCCAAGGUGCUGCUGAGAGAAAGGCCCUGCCCAAUUGAUUUCAGCCGCCUGGGACUUCAACAACUGGCCGAGGUGGCGCUGCGACUUCAACGGGAAUUCCCGGAUGGAACGGCGCCCUUGUACCGGCUGGUGCGAGCUUUGGAGGCGACGGAUGGCGGGUUGUCGUUUGUUGUCAUGUCCUGCAGUUGGGAAGCUGAAACCAAGACCCUGCCGAGCGCCCGGCAGCAGGCCCGGAAAGAGUCUCCUAGGAGAUGCCUUGCGUUGGCCGAUGAUGCUGGGAUUCGAGGAGCCAUGAUGAUGCGCAGGAGAGCCAGUGGAAGUCUUGAAGCUGACCGAUCAGGCGAAGAAAGGCCAGAAGAGGAGAUGCUUGGGCCAACUGGGAGACCUGUGAGUUAUGGACCUCAAAACCCUCAAAUGUUGGAACUUGAAGAUGAAAAGAAAGAUGUAGAGAAUGAAGAACCCAAAAAAGAGCUAGAGCCGCUGUUCACCGAAGAACAAGUGAGGCAGUUUGAAGAACUGCACAACAGAGCACCUCUGUUGUAUGGAAGUCCACAGAGGACGCAGCUAGGAAUAGAGGAUGAAGCCAGGUCUUCAGGUUUAGCUUUGGAAGAUGUGCAGUUGGAAAGACCGAAGUUUCUACCUGCAGAAAGACCUGCAGCGAUGCCUGCUGGUACGCCCUCAGUGAUUUAUCAGCAGCAGAUGAUGCAGUACUUCUUCAUGUUGCAGCAAGAGAACAUGCAGCUGAAGAUGGAACAGGAGUUGCUGAAAGAAAAGCUGAGGGAGAAGGAAGAAAGAAAGACCUCUGAGGUAGAGGUGCCAAAUGGCGAAGGAGGAAGAAAGGCUAAGCCUGAAGUGGAAGGGUUUCAGACUCCGGAAAGCCAACAGCAAGGAAGCCGUGCAGCUGAAGACCGGGUUGUGAAGACAGAGAAUGACUUGGAAUCCGAGAGGAGAAGGCUGUACGAGUUGACACCGAUGGAGCAAUAUGAUGAAUUGCAAAAGGUGAUGGAUGCUGCGGUGGGUUCAGUGAAGAAGCCACCUCCUGGACGAGACCUUCGAGGACCUUGGGAAUCUCAUCAACCUUCAGAAGGAGCACGACAGAAAGGAAGAGAUGUUCCAAAGAAGGAAGCAGGUGAGAAAGGGACCGGAGGAGAUGCCAGGAAGAACCAAGGAAAUGCGUUGGAGCCAGCUGAUGAUGGAAGAAUGCAAAGGCAGGUUGAUGUCCUGUCUAAGAUGAUGUUGCACCUUCUGGAAAGUCAGCAAGGUAAAGAUGAUGGAGAAAAGAUGGAAGCGGUCAAACCUGGAGUGAACAAGUUGCAGACCCUCCAGGAGCCGACCGAAACGGCCCCCAUUGACUAUGCCGACUGGUUGACCAUGAUAGAGCCGGUGAUGACGGAUCUGUCAGACAGUUCGCAUGUUUGGUGGCGACUUGUGCUGGAUGAAUGCAGCGCAUGGUACUCUGAGUAUGUGAAGCUCCGACCACUUCAAAGAACAAGCUUUGAGAUCGAGGCCUCUGAAGAACUGAAGAAGACGAAGUGGGUUCGAGUGGAACGCCGAGCUGUUUCCAUGCUCAUGGAUGCCAUACCCACUGGAGUGAGAGAAGAGCUUGUUGCUACCAAGUCACUUUCUCCAGUGAAGGUGAUUGCCAAGUUGAUGACCAUCUACCAGCCUGGUGGACUACAUGAACGAACUGUGAUUCUGCGUCAGUUGGAGGAUCCUGGCGAAGCAGGAAACGCAGUGACUGGAGUCCAAAGUCUUCGGAAGUGGUUGCGAUGGUUGAGAAGAGCUCAGGAUGUCGGGUUAUGCUUACCCGAUUCCACUAUACUUUUGCGUGGUCUGACAAAGUUGAUGAAGAAGCUGCUGAACAACAACCCAGAACUAGCUUUCAGAACCUCACUUGUCAGAAACACACUCCAAUUGGAUACAAUUCCAAACCAUCAAACUGUGAGGACGUACUCUGAACACCUACUGUCGGAACUGGAGCAACUGGUCCACUUGGAGAAAAGGUCAAAGGUGGCUAAUGCAGAAAGAGCGACAGCUACAACCAGCCAGGUGAAGCAGUUGAACGCCGCAAGCAGUGGGAGCACAGAGGACAAGAAUGUGAAAAAGAAUGUGAAGGAAUGCAAGUUCUUUCAUCAGGAGGAUGGUUGCAGACGUGGUGCAGCUUGCACUUGGGGACACAAUGUAGAGCCAGGGGAGAAAAGGUGCUAUGUGUGCGGAUCCACCAAGCAUUUUGCGAGGGAGUGUCCACGCAAGGACAUUCAAAAAGACCCAAAGGUGCAGAAAGUGGAAAAGGAGGCUGAGGCCCCCAACAAAACCGCCAAUAAGAGCCCUGCCCCUGCUGAGGCCCCAGCAGUGGCAACAAAGGAGGCUGAGACCACCAAAGAAGAAGUUGCUAGUGUUGGAGGAGACUCUCUGCGAAGCGUCAUGGAAGAAGCUUCGAAGAUGCUGAAGAGCAUGGGAGUUGAAGAAAAGCCUACAAAGACCAGGGAAGAAAUGACCAAAGGACGGAUGCUGGAGCUACAGAAGGAGUUGCAACAGAUUCAGGACGGAUCGUGGAAGCCUAGAAUCAAUAUGAUGAAGACUGCCAUGGUUGCCCGAGUCAAGUUCGGCAAGAAAGCGUUGCUGGAUACUGGAGCCACUCACGCUCUGAGGUCCAAGAGGAGUGAUGAGAACCUGGUUGAGGGCAAAGAGUACAAGAAAGUGAGAGUGAACCUUGCAGCUGGAGGUUCAAAGACAAUGUGGAUGACGGAUGGAGGAACCCUGGUACAUGAAGAACCAGGGAUGGAACCGAUACUACCAGUUGGUCGUCUAGUACGAGAACUGGGAUGCAGCUUUGAGUGGAAAGAUGAUGAAUGCUUUCUUUUCCACCCCAUCAGGGGACAGAUAGCAGUGGAGGUCGAAGAAGGAUGUCCACAGAUCACCCAGGCAGAAGCGGAAAAGAUGGUGGAUGAACUUGAAGGAAUGAUGUCGCUUCGAAGCAUGAAAAAAGUGGCAUAUGAUGAUGCAUGUUGGGGCGCAGAAUGGAUGGCUGAGUUGGUAGAGAAACAUCCAGUACUGGCCUCAAUACCCUCACUUGUCAAGGACAACCUAGUGGAAGUGCCGGCCGAAGACCUUUCGCUUUUGAAGGCCAACAGAAGAACCAGGAGACGAUGGAUUGAACAAGGGGUCACUGUACAUUUGUACGCCGGGCCAGAAGAAGGCCUGACUCUGAAGAGAGCCUACUUGGAGAAGGGAGGUGAUGGCACGAGGUUGAUCGAAAUAGACGUGAAGAGAGGAGCACAUCAUGACAUGUUGAGAAUUGGAGGGAUGUACAGUACCCUCUUCAAGCUGGCAAUGCUAGGAGCCAUUGAUGCAGUGGUUGGUGGCCCAAAUUGCCGCACACGUUCAGUGCUGCGACACACACCAAGAGAAGGCUUCCCAGGACCAUCGAGGACGGCGGGAUACCCUUGGGGACUUCCAGAUGCUCCCCCUGAUGAACAAGGAAAGUUGUUGCAGGACGAUGCAUUGAUGCUGAGGAUGCUGACCCUGUACAUGGUUGCACAGAUAGCGAGAGAUGCAAUGGUGAAAGAAAGAAGCAAGAAGUGUUUGAAGGCCAAGGUUGGAUUUCUGUUGGAGCAGCCAGCAGCACCGGAGUGGUGUCCAGAAUGCGCUUCGUGGUGGAGAAAUCGAACAUGGUUGCUGUUCAAGCACUACUACCAGAUGGAAGAAGUGAUGUUUUACCAAGGAGAUUUUGGAGGUGAAGCGAGAAAGCCAACAACAUGCGGAACAAACCUUGGGUUUCAACCACCAGACCCACUAGUACAUGGUGGGAGGAGCAGAGAACAAGGUCCAGAACUGGAUUCCAGUAAGCUCUCGAGGUGGGCUCCUGGGAUGAUGCAUGAAGUUGCAAGGCUUUUGAUAGAGGAAGUAGAAGGAAAAGAAGUUCGACUGAAGAAGUUGUCGUGGACUGCCCACGUUGACAAUGGACAUGUGCCGUUUCGGCGCGAUUGCGUGGUUUGCCAGAGGUCAGCAGCGAGACAAAGGCCGCAUAGAAGACAUGAUGAUCCAGAAGCGCAUUGUUUAGCUGUUGACAUUUGUGGCCCAUUGAAGUGGGGUCAGGACGUGGAUGGUGAAGAGAAGAAAUACCUUUUGGUCGGCUCCUACACGUGGCCAGUGGAAGGUAAGGACUCUGAUGAAAGCUUGGGGAUGUUGGAUGAGGAGACUGCUGAAGAUGAUGAAAUGCUUCCGGUUUUGGAAGAUGAAGAGGCAGAGCAAAGGGAGGCGUCAGCGUCUUCUUCCUCGCCACCCAAGAAGGAGGCUCAAGCAGAGGGUUUACCUUCAAGACCGGCAUCGAAAAGGAAAGGGGAGGAAGAGAAGCCUCCUGAAGAUGCAGAAAGUGUUGAGGAGAAGGCGCGAACGGUGAGUACCUCAACCUGA